UGCACCCCAAAGAUGGAAGUACUGCUUGGAGUGAAAGUUGGCUGCCUGCUUGCCCUUCUGGUUCUCACCCUGGGCUGUGGCCUUGCUCCCAUCUACUUCAGAUGGUUCCAGAUGGAUGCAGCUACAGGUCGUCACUACAGAGUUCUCGGCCUCCUGGGCUGCAUCUCUGCCGGCGUCUUUCUGGGAGCAGGGUUGAUGCAUAUGACUGCUGAAGCCCUGGAGGGAAUUGAAUCAGAAAUUCAGAAAUUCGUGGUGCAGAACAGUACAGGAAGUACAGGCAACUCUUCUCGUGACGCUGCUUCUGAUUACGUGGAGUAUCCCUAUGGAGAGCUCGUCAUCUCGCUGGGCUUUUUCUUCGUCUUCCUUCUGGAGUCGCUGGCAUUGCAGUACUGCCAAGGGGAUACUGGAGGAUCGACGGUGCCGGAAGAGGAAUGGGGAGGGACUCAUGCCUUUGGAUUCCACAAGCACCCUCCGGUGCCCUCGCCGUCGCAGGGUCCCCUCCGCGCCCUCGUCCUUCUGAUCUCUCUGUCCUUUCACUCCGUGUUCGAAGGCCUGGCCGUGGGCCUGCAGACCACAGUGGCAGCCACUGUGAAGCUCUGUGUGGCCGUCUUGGCGCACAAGGGGCUUGUGGUGUUCAGCGUAGGCCUGCGGCUGCUGAAGGUCGGCGCCGGCUCGCGGUGGGCCACGUUCUGCAUACUGUCGUUAGCACUCAUGUCUCCUGUGGGCCUGGCCCUAGGGCUGACUGUGGCUGGAGCGGCCUCAGGACCAGGGCAGGGAUUAGCCCAGGCUGUAUUAGAAGGAGUAGCAGCGGGCACGUUCCUGUAUGUCACCUUCCUAGAAAUCCUGCCCCGGGAGCUGGCUUGUCCCGAGGCCCCUCUGGUCAAGUGUAGCUGUGUGGCUGCUGGUUUUGCCUUCAUGGCUCUCAUUGCCUUGUGGGCCUGAAAGAUUCCUCACUGCUUUGUGGGCCUCUCAAGGAUGACGUCUCCUGAGGACACUGCCCGGAUGACUUUGGCCCUCAGACAUCUUUUCAGUGAGGCUAAGCAUUUACUAGGCACGGACUAUCCCAGAUUUUAUAUACGUGAGAACCUGUUCUUGAUAAAGACUUAGAAAGGAUAUUUGUUUGAGUGCCCAUUUAGCUGGGGAAUUGGUAUCAAGACCACCACCCCAGAGUUGCCGUUCUGUGUAAUAAAAUGUCCUUUUGCCCCUUCCCUCCAAUCACAUUGUAAUCCAUGUCUCUGAGAGGGACAAGGGGGUAUGGAUGGGCUUGAGGGCACAGCCAUUUUAGUGGUUACAGGCCAUUGUUGCCUUACCCAUGGGAGCUGAGAAGCAGAACAGCAUUUAGAGGGGAAAGGAUGUUUAAAAGCAGAAAACGGUCUAUUUUUCCUUCACUCCCUGCCUCCCCACUCUCAGUGCCUGCCUGUCCCCGCCAGUCCCUGCUUUUACAUGGAGU
Molecule: messenger RNA, 1450 nt
Organism: Chionomys nivalis (European snow vole)
Lineage: Eukaryota; Metazoa; Chordata; Mammalia; Rodentia; Cricetidae
Gene: Slc39a2
Product: solute carrier family 39 member 2
Exons: 4
Coding region: 13-942 (309 amino acids)
Biological process (GO): zinc ion transmembrane transport
Cellular component (GO): plasma membrane
Molecular function (GO): zinc ion transmembrane transporter activity
Source: RefSeq, a predicted model, not a curated record